This is a messenger RNA of Nymphaea colorata (pocket water lily), 1301 nucleotides long. RefSeq names its product adenine phosphoribosyltransferase 4-like. Gene Ontology annotation, biological process: adenine salvage. Gene Ontology annotation, cellular component: cytoplasm; cytosol. NCBI's taxonomy places the organism in Eukaryota, Viridiplantae, Streptophyta, Magnoliopsida, Nymphaeales, Nymphaeaceae. Bases 441 to 1031 code for a protein of 196 amino acids. Gene Ontology annotation, molecular function: adenine phosphoribosyltransferase activity. The transcript has 6 exons. The record is from RefSeq and is a predicted model, not a curated record.
GAAGGAUCGUCCUCCCAGCGCAACGCCGAGAGCCAACGAAAAGGAGGAAAAAACAGAGAAACGUGGACAGUGGAGAGGGGGAGAGAGGGAAUGAGAAGGGAGGAAGAAGGAAGGAAAAAGCGAUACGAUUUUUAAGGAAGUAGGGAGGAAAAUUUUAAUUUUUCGAGCAUCACUUUCUCCCUCUCUCUCUUUCAGUUUCUCUUCCGCCCUCGCGUUUAACCAAGCGGCCGAUCCUUUUACUUCUCGAGAAGAUUUGCUCUUUGGCCUCGUGCAGAGAGCGACCCCCCUCUGUCUUUCCUUCUCUUCCUGCGUCUUUGUUCGCCUCUGGACAUUUUCUCCUACUAGCUGAGCUGAAAGACAGCUGCAUAGGCCCUCUCCCUCAUCUGUGAGGAGACGACCAAGACUCGACAAACUUGUUGGUGUUGUUUGGUCACUGGAAGAUGAUGACGGAAGCCAAGCAGGAGGUGAACAAUGAGAAGAAGCCGGAGGAGAAGGUAGUGGACGACCCCAGACUCCAAGCCAUCUCAUCCGCCAUCCGUGUCGUUCCCAAUUUCCCGAAGCCGGGCAUAAUGUUUCAGGAUAUUACUACUUUGCUGUUGCAACCGAAGGCAUUCAAGGACACCAUCGAUCUCUUCGUCGAGCGUUACAAAGACAAGAACAUCUCCGUCGUCGCUGGGAUUGAGGCUAGAGGAUUUAUAUUUGGACCACCGAUUGCUCUGGAGAUUGGUGCGAAGUUUGUUCCACUAAGAAAACCAAGAAAAUUGCCUGGUGAAGUUAUUUCUGAAGAAUAUGUCCUAGAAUAUGGUACAGAUUGUCUUGAAAUGCAUGUUGGGGCAGUUGAACCUGGUGAGACUGCAUUGGUCGUAGAUGAUUUAAUUGCAACAGGAGGCACUCUAUGCGCAGCUAUAAAGCUUCUCGAACGAGUCGGUGCACAGGUGUUGGAAUGUGCUUGUGUAAUUGAGUUACCAGAGCUAAAGGGUCGUGAGAGGUUGAACGGGAAGUCAUUAUACAUACUUGUGGAGUCACAUUGAUCCAAGAGUUGUUGGUGGAGGCUAAUACAUUCUUCAUUGGAGGAACCGUGGUCGACUACUGUGGCAUUGUUCGCACGUAUUCUCUUUGUUGCAGGCAUCACAUUGUUUGCAUUUAUUUUCUUUCUCAGAAACAUCUCCUUUUUUUUUCUCUUCCUACUGGCUACUUUGCGAACAUGAAUCUGUAAUUGUAAAUUGUGGUGCCUCGAAUUAUUCAGAGCAGCCAUUUUUGUUGUUGCAGUCAACUCAUUUUAUUGAAUCUUGCUUGAUCAA